Messenger RNA from Propithecus coquereli (Coquerel's sifaka), 4678 nucleotides. RefSeq names its product MLX interacting protein (gene MLXIP). Lineage: Eukaryota; Metazoa; Chordata; Mammalia; Primates; Indriidae. Bases 1 to 2778 code for a protein of 925 amino acids. Gene Ontology annotation, molecular function: DNA-binding transcription factor activity, RNA polymerase II-specific; protein dimerization activity; RNA polymerase II cis-regulatory region sequence-specific DNA binding. Gene Ontology annotation, biological process: regulation of transcription by RNA polymerase II. Gene Ontology annotation, cellular component: nucleus. The record is from RefSeq and is a predicted model, not a curated record. The transcript is spliced from 17 exons.
AUGGCCGCCGACGUCUUCAUGUGCUCCCCGCGCCGGCCCCGCAGCGGGGGCCGCCCGGUGCUGCUCAAGCCCCAGGUGCCCGAGGACGACGACGACUCGGACACGGAUGAGCCGUCCCCGCCGCCCGCCUCCGGUGCGACCGCCGCGGCCCGGCCCCACGCGAGCUCCGCGCCGCCGCCGCCCCGGGCCGGGCCGGGCCGCGAGGAGCCUCCGCGCCGCCAGCAGAUCAUCCACAGCGGCCACUUCAUGGUGUCUUCGCCGCACCGCGAGCACCCGCCCAAGAAGGGCUACGAUUUCGACACGGUCAACAAGCAGACGUGCCAGACCUACAGCUUCGGCAAGACCAGCUCCUGCCACCUGUCCAUCGACGCCUCGCUCACCAAGCUCUUCGAGUGCAUGACUUUGGCCUACAGUGGGAAGUUAGUGUCUCCAAAGUGGAAGAAUUUCAAAGGCCUGAAGCUCCAGUGGAGAGACAAGAUCCGGCUCAACAACGCCAUCUGGCGGGCUUGGUACAUGCAGUAUCUGGAAAAGCGCAAGAACCCCGUGUGUCACUUCGUCACUCCCCUGGAUGGCUCUGUUGAUGUGGAUGAGCACCGCCGGCCAGAGGCCAUCACCACAGAAGGGAAGUACUGGAAAAGCCGCAUCGAGAUCGUGAUCAGGGAGUAUCACAAGUGGAGGACCUACUUCAAGAAAAGGCUACAGCAGCACAAGGAUGAGGACCUCUCCAGCCUGGCCCAGGAUGAUGACAUGCUGUAUUGGGACAAGCAUGGGGAUGGGUGGAAGACCCCAGUCCCCAUGGAGGAGGACCCCCUGCUGGACACGGACAUGCUCAUGUCAGAAUUCAGCGACACCCUCUUCUCCACGCUCUCUUCUCACCAGCCCGUGGCCUGGCCCAACCCACGGGAAAUAGCACAUCUGGGAAAUGCAGACAUGAUCCAGCCGGGACUCAUUCCUUUGCAGCCCAACCUGGACUUCAUGGAUACUUUUGAGCCUUUCCAGGACCUCUUCUCUUCCAGCCGCUCCAUUUUUAACUCCCUGCUGCCUGCACCUGCCUCAGUAUCUGUACCGGAUCCCAACAGCCCACCUGCACAGGAGAGCAUCCUGCCGACCACCACGCUUCCCACUGUGAGCCUUCCCGACAGCCUCAUCGUGCCCCCUACGGCCCCCUCCCUGGACCCUGCUGAUGGGCAGGCCUGUGAACACACCUCCCAGACCAGGGACCCCUUUAUCCAGCCCACAGACUUCGGCCCCUCAGAGCCACCACCGAGCGUCCCGCAGCCCUUCCUCCCGGUUUUCACCAUGCCCCUGCUGUCCCCCAGCCCUGCCCCGGCACCUGUGUCCCCAGCGCUGCCAUUGGUUCCUCCCCCUGCUACCACUCUGAGCCCCCCGGCUCCACCUGCCUUCCUUCAGCCACAGAAAUUUGCUGGAGUCAGCAAGUCACCCUCCGUCAUCACCCACACAGCCUCUGCUACCCUCACCCACGACGCCUCUGCCACCUUCAGCCAGAGUCAGGGCCUCGUGAUCACGACCCAUCACCCUGCCCCAUCCACGGCCCCCUGCAGCUUGGCACUGUCUCCUGUCACCCGGCCUCCAGCCAUUGGGCCUUCCCAGCCUCGGUUAACUUUUGUGCCCCCCAAACCUGUAUCAGUGACUGUAGGGAGGCCCAAACAGCCUCCCAAAAUAGUGCCUGCUCCCAAGCCAGAGCCUGUGUCCUUGGUGUUGAAGAAUGCUUGCCUCGCCCCAGCUGCCUUCUCAGGCCAACCACAAGCAGUGAUCAUGACAUCAGGCCCUCUGAAGAGAGAAGGGAUGUUGGCUUCUACUGUAUCUCAGUCCAACGUGGUCAUCGCGCCUGCUGCCAUUGCCAGGGCUCCUGGAGUGACGGAGUUCCACAGCAGCAUCCUGGUGACAGACCUUAGCCACAGCACGAGCAGCCAGCCUGGCCCCGUCUCCCGGCUCUUCUCUCCAAGCACAGUGCAAGACUCCCUGGUGAAGGGCGAGCAGGUCCCACUGCAUGGGGGCAGUCCCCAGGUCCCUGUCGCAGGGCCCAGCCGGGACUGCCCCAACUCAGGACAGGCCUCUCCAUGUGCGUCAGAACAAAGCCCCAGUCCUCAGUCUCCCCAGAACAACUGCUCAGGGAAAUCCGCAGACCCCAAAAACAUGGCUGCAUUGAAGAACCGUCAGAUGAAGCACAUUUCAGCCGAACAGAAAAGGCGCUUCAACAUCAAGAUGGGCUUCGACACUCUGAACAGUCUGAUCUCCAACAGCUCCAAGCUGACCAGUCACGCCAUCACGCUGCAGAAGACGGUGGAGUACAUCACCAAGCUGCAGCAGGAGCGGAGCCAGAUGCAGGAGGAGGCCCGGCGGCUGCGGGAGGAGAUCGAAGAGCUCAAUGCCACCAUCAUCUCCUGCCAGCAGCUGCUCCCUGCCACGGGAGUCCCCGUCACCCGGCGCCAGUUUGAUCACAUGAGAGACAUGUUUGACGAAUACGUGAAAAGCCGGACCCUGCAGAAUUGGAAGUUCUGGAUUUUCAGCAUCAUCAUCAAGCCGCUGUUUGAGUCGUUCAAGGGGAUGGUGUCCACCAACAGCCUGGAAGAGCUGCACCGCACGGCACUGUCCUGGCUGGACCAGCGCUGCUCCCUGCCCAUCCUCAGGCCAAUGGUGCUGAACACCCUCCGGCAGCUGAGCACUACCACCUCCAUCCUGACAGACCCGUCCCAGCUGCCAGAGCAGGCGUCAGAGGCUGUCACCAGAAUCAGCAAGAGAUCGGGAGAGUCUUAACCGCUUAGCUGGCAUGUGGCCGCAUGAGAUGCCAUGGAGACCCUUUUGCCCGUGGAGAGGAGGCUGCGCCCCCAGGCCUUCCUGCUCAGCUACAGGGCAUCCCUCCACCUCUGCCGGCCCCACGCGGGUCAGGACGCCGCUCAGGUCUGAAGUUCGGGGCCUGCCAACAGCAAUAGCCUGCCUUCGGGAACCCCUUGCUGUGAACUCGCACUCAGUGACCUCAGUCACCCACCUCCUUGCCUGUGGGCAGCCUGGACAAAAGGGAAGUCAGUGCCGGCCGUGCUCGUCCUGUCCUGCUGGUGGCCUGUCAGGGUCCGGUACCAGUGAGGGGGUUGAGGGAGACAAAGCCUGCUCCUGUCUGAGACGUAUGGAUUUGUCCCUCCGCCACGUCCCGUCCACUCUGCUCCUCCGGCUGGGGCCCUGUGCUGCUCUCCGGCCUGCCCAGGGCAAUUGGAAGGUGUCUUUCUUUCUCCCCCUGCUCUGGCAGCAUCUGGCCCUUUGGAUGGAUUUGGGCUUGUGUUCAGGCUGCUGCGGGGAAGUGCCUUUUCCAGAGACCCCCCAGAACACGGGCAGAGAUGGUGCAUGUGUACGCACGCCGGACGGGAAUGGAAGCACACGCGACACACAGCUGCUGCUCUGGCUUGGAAACCCUCCCGGUGGUGUUUCAUCUGUCCUGUGUCCGUUCCACAUGGCAUUGCAGGAUCCAUGGGGACUCACCCAGGGCCUUCUCGGGUGUCACCUCUCUGCCAUGGCCCUUCUGCUGUUAUUCUCCACUUGCUUCUGAGCUGCAGCCACAGACUAGUCAGGUUUGUCCAGAGGGAGCGGUUAACCCUUCAGCUCUGACAUUCAGAGGUCACACUCCACGUUCCUGCCUGUCUCUUGUCUGACGUUCCGCCGGGAGCCCCAAACCAGGACACUUCUCAGACCAAAGAUGUCACCACACUCAAAGUCUGUUCUGUCUUGUGUUUGGAGGAAGAAGCUGAGCGUGGAUGGCAGAACUCUGAGGGUCAGCCCUCGGAGCUGUCUCUGGGCAUCCCCUAGACUGGACAGUAAAGAGCCGUUGCGGGUGGGCAGCAGGAGGGCCGCACGCAGUCUCAGUGCUCGUCCUUGUCUCUGGCUGCCUCUGCAUGCGGCUGCCGGGCAGGGGCUCCUAACACUCAGGAAGCCCAGCCACCGGUCCCUCCUCGUGGAAGAACGCGUUGUAAGGCCUGCUGCGAAGUUCAGAGCAGCCAGCAGGCUUCCACUCCACUUCUGUCCUCCCUGCCACCUCCCCCACGCCCCGCCUGCAGGUCUGGGGAGGGGCGACAAGCGGCCCUGAAGUUUAGAUCAGUCAAAGGAGCUCUCCGGCUCCUGGAGGCUGCAGAACUGGGGCUCCGAGGGGCAGCCAGCUCCGCCUCAGCCUCAGCUGAUGGAGGACAGAGAUGGGGGUCUCCCUGCCCCUGGCUGUGGCACCGCCUCUGCUGUGGGUCACUGACCAGCAGCCUGCUCCCCUGUCCGUGCUGCAGCCCUGCACUAGAGCAGCCUGGGUGGCACCCGCAGCUGCCCCAAAACGUGUUUACAGGCUUUCCGGAUCCCAAGGCAAGGCUGGGCUGGUCCUUGGAAUUUCCACUGGGAAUGGUAAUCGCAUCCAUCCUUUACACCCCAGGAUAAACGUGGAGUCACCUUUCCAAAGGCAAGGCCACCGUGGUAAGAAUUCCACUAAGGUCAGAAGGAAAAAAGGAAAAAAAUUGAACGUUGCUAGCUGUGAGGGCCUCAUGGAGGGCUGUGAGCCCGGCCCUUCCCGAUUCCUGUGCCUUGUAAAACACGCACGUGACCCUGGUGGUUGGCCAAGCGAGCCGAGGUCUCUCCUAAGUCAAUGGUUUUCUCCCCACCCCCUGCUGGGGAGUAAUUUUUUUUUUUU